UAUACAUUCAUUGCAUUUUUAUGAUUGGUUAAGGCUGUCGGGAAAUCACGACACGUCAUGAAUAAUUAACAUAUAGCAAAAUGACAGCGUAAGAGAUAUACUAAGGAGUGCUGAUUGGUUAAUUGUGAUAUGGCAAUUCGCAGGAACGCCAAACGGGAGGGGUAAAUAAGAGACUUGGAAAUUGUCUCUAACGUUACAUCGUUUUGCGCAUCUGCCAUGGACGGACAUUCUCUAAUGCAGUCGCUCUCUCAGCAUCAUCAAAAAGCUGAAAAUAUAAUGUCUCACACUAACGGUCUAAAAGAGGAGGAUUCACUGAAGCAUGUAAGCAAGGACUCUAACGGGGUUGUCUCCUCGCCAGGAUCAACGGGAUGUGACGAUCAGGACGGGGAUAAGCCACUGUCGAAACAAAAGCGCCACCGUACCCGCUUCACACCAGCGCAGUUGAAUGAGCUUGAACGAGCGUUUGCAAAGACGCAUUACCCAGAUAUCUUCAUGCGUGAAGAAUUGGCGCUCAGGAUCGGACUCACAGAGUCAAGGGUUCAGGUUUGGUUCCAAAACAGGCGAGCCAAAUGGAAGAAAAGGAAGAAGACUACUAAUGUAUUCCGCACACCAGGGGCACUCCUACCGUCACACGGAUUGUCACCAUUUGGCUCUAUGGGCUCCAUGGGAUCAAUGAAUGACUCGUUUUCAUUCCCCGAUACACGCUGGACAGGUAUGGGUAUGUCCCAGAUGUCGCAAAUGGGCGGUAACUCACUUACGUUGCCCCCAUCAUUACCCCGACAAGGUAUUGCGCAAUCUUUGCCAACAAGUGUAGGAGGCCUUGGACCUUCAUCUGGAACAAUGCAUGCAGCGUCUUUAUCAAAUACAAUGAUAGGCAAUGGUUCAUCUAUGUAUGGGUCAAAUCCCUAUGGCGUGCCAUCGUCUUGCGAAUCACCCCUAUCUACGUCACCCGUGACAUCAAUGCCCUCACAGAUGGCGUGUGGAAUGCAAGAGAUGGGCGAUGCGUGGCGAGGAACGAGUAUUGCAUCACUUCGCAGAAAAGCUCUCGAACAUUCAAUGACAUCUGGGUUUCGAUAAAAAAUGAUCAACACGGAAGACAGUGUUUUACACCCUUAACGUAAAAUGAAACUGUAUACAGAGUUACAGAAACAUUGGACAAUAAUUUAUGUUUAAUUUCCUGAACUGAGAUAGUAGUAAUGUAGGUGUUAAUAUCGCUAAUAGAAUAGGAACAGGCUGUUUCUUGCCAUCACUGAAAGUUCUCAUAUAUAACCUAGCUCAUUUUAUCUUUCCACACUACUAUGGUUUAACGGUUUAAGGCGAUAUGAUUUUUUGUCUUGCUUUGACAAUUGAUUCACAAAUAAUUUAUCAUUCCUUUGAAUAUUUUUGUAUGAUACAUUUUUUGUUGAAUUCCUAAGUUAAUUGCAUGACUGAUUGUACUAAUAUGUCGUUUAGUAUAUUUCACGUCAUAAGAAAACAUAAAUAUAAAGUACAAAGAGAUAAAUUAUAUUUUUCAUCUAGAAUAAGAAAUCAAGAGUGCACGAUAGCUUAAUGGUAUGAUAGACGGUACCAUUUUGGCUUCAUAUUUGACCUACCAUGUACACUUUCAUUUAUUGUACUAUUGUAUUAUAAUAUUGUAUAUAUUCCACUACUUACAACGAGUCUACUAGUCAUUAAGUCAAGCUAGAGAAAUUAAACUCUAUAUUCAGUAUAUAUACUUUGUUUUUCUCUAGAAUUAUGAGGUUAUAUCUUUAAUGGCUUAUUUUUUAAAGAACAAAACACAUAUAUCUGUACAACAAUAAUAUGUGGUUGGAUUGUCAUUAAAAUGUCCAUACACUGGAUCUGAUGUUGUAUGAAAUAAAUGCCAGAUAUUAAUGCGAUCAUGCAAACUGUACUGUAUAUAGUCAUAAACUAUUUUAGGUUUGUACAAAUGAAUAUUGUUUAGUGCAUCAAGAACUAGUUUAUUUAAAUAGAGACAGUAUACAUCAGAAAAUUAAAUUAUUUACAGCAUGAUUUACUCAUUACUUUAUAUGUAAAAGACUUAGCCAUCGCACUAGUGCGAUCGAUGCAUUUGAAUUUAGGAAUGUGAUGUCGUAUACACACACAAUGCACGGUAUAAUGCAUUGCUAAAAUCUUUUUUUUAUUACUUUUUUAUUCAUAGAAAACAUUUGAAA
This is a messenger RNA of Owenia fusiformis, 2171 nucleotides long. The record is from the annotation of a GenBank genome assembly. Lineage: Eukaryota; Metazoa; Annelida; Polychaeta; Sabellida; Oweniidae.